GAAUGAAAAUAUUUUCUUGAAUUUUUGGCGUAUUGUAAAAUUGAUUUCAAUAGCGCCCGAUUGAAAAAAAAUAUUUCUUUCUAUUAAAAUUUUCGUUAUUUAUUUAUACAAAGUGAAAUAAUUAUUAGAAUCAUGUCAUUGCUUUGUUAUAAGAGCAGGAACUUUACGCCAAAAAGUGCGACUGCGCACUGGCCAAAUUAGUAGUGUGAAAGAAAAUGGCGAUCAGCGAAAGGCGUCCGGAGUUAACGUGAUGAAAAACAUUGUAAAAGCUCAAUUACAUAGUGUUAUAGUUAAUAAUUGUGUCAGAUGUAGAUUAUUUAAGUGUUAAUGAAUAGUGAUUGUGUAUAAAAAUGACAGCGAACAUGUACAGAGUCGGCGACUGCGUCUAUUUCGAGACGUCGUCGACGUCUCCGUACCAGAUCCGUCGGAUAGAGGAGCUGAACAAGACCGCGAGCGGCAAUGUGGAGGCCAAGGUCAUGUGCUUCUACCGCCGGCGGGACCUCCCGAACCCCCUUAUACAGUUAGCUGAUAAGCAUCAAAUGGCCCAGUCCGAAGACUCGCCGGUGGCUAUGAAGCUGAAGAAGAUGUGGCUAAAAACUCCGGUGGGCGAGGAGCAGGCCGCCCAGGCAGUGUUGGACCCCGCGUUAGGUACUCAUUGGCAGGAACAAAUAUCGUCAAUAGAAGAGGACCAGACCUCGGAGCUGCCCGGCACGGACGGGCUCGCGCCCAAGCAGCGCCACCAGGCCAAGCACCGCGAGCUGUUCCUGUCCCGCCACGUGGAGACGCUGCCGGCGACCCACAUCCGCGGCAAGUGCACCGUCACGCUGCUCAACGAGACCGAGUCGCUCGUCAGCUAUCUGAAUAAGGAUGACGCAUUUUUUUAUUGUUUAGUAUUUGACCCUUCACAAAAGACUUUAUUAGCGGAUAAGGGAGAAAUAAGAGUUGGAAGUAGAUAUCAGACUGAAGUUACUAAUUUAUUAAAAGAAGGCGAGGAGGACGGGCGCAACAGCGAGGACCUCGAGACGGUGGUGUGGACGCCGCAGCACGGGCUCUCGGACCGGCAGAUCGACCAGUUCCUCGUGGUCUCCCGCUCCGUGGGCACCUUCGCAAGGGCCCUGGACUGCUCGUCCAGCGUGAAGCAGCCCUCGCUGCACAUGUCUGCCGCUGCCGCCAGCCGCGAUAUCACCCUUUUCCACGCAAUGGACACCCUCCACAAGUCGGGCUACAGCAUAGAGGCGGCGCUGGCGGCGCUGGUGCCGGCGUCCGGGCCGGUGCUGUGCCGCGACGAGAUGGAGGAGUGGAGCGCCUCCGAGGCUAACCUGUUCGAGGAGGCGCUCGACAAGUACGGCAAGGACUUCCAGGACAUCCGGCAGGACUUUUUGCCGUGGAAGACGCUGAAGAACCUGGUGGAGUACUACUACAUGUGGAAGACCACGGACCGCUACGUGCAGCAGAAGCGCGUCAAGGCGGUGGAGGCCGAGUCCAAGCUCAAGCAGGUCUACAUUCCCAACUAUAACAAGCCGAACCCGGCGCUGCUGCCGGCGAGCAAGGCGGCGGCGGUGCUGAACGGGGGCACUAACGGCGCCGCGCACGCCGCCAGCCCCGACCUCUGCGCCUCCUGCCAGGGCACGAACUCAUCACAAUGGUACUCGUGGGGCCCGCCGCACCUGCAGUACCGGCUGUGCGGCGCCUGCUGGUCCUACUGGAAGAAAUACGGCGGCCUCAAGGUAAAUGUUACGGCGGGCGUGUUCGGCGAGGCGGAGGCGGAGGCGGCGAAGGCGGGCCGCGAGGGCGAGGAGCUGGCGCUGUCCGUGAGCCACCGCCCGCACCGCUGCACCGUGCCCAACUGCGCCAAGGAGUUCAAGCUGCGCGCUCACCUGGCGCGCCACAUCGCCACCGCGCACGGCUCGGGCGUGGAGGGCGCGCGGCCCGUCAUGAAGACACGCGCCGCGUUCUACCUGCACGCCAGCCCCUUCACACGCCUCGCCCGCCGGCUGUGCCGCGCGCUGCGCCGCCCGAGACACUUCGCCAGGGCCCCCUUCUCGCCGAUUAACUUGGCGCAGGUCAAACAUGAGUGUUCCAUAGCCAUGGCCGGGCUGGGCGCCUCGGAGCUGCGCGCUCUGGGCGCGGGCGGCGGCGGCACCCCGCGCGCGCGCGGACCCGUGGGACAGGUGGCGACGCGACUCGCCACGGCCAUGGGCACGCCGCCGCCGGCGCGCGGGCACGAGUGGCUCGUGCUCACGCCCAAGGACCGCAUGCCCACGCCCGCGCACGUCGCCUAUCCCAAGCCGCCGAAGGCUCCGGACGGAAGCCUGAUGUACGAGCGUGUGCUGAACCGCUCCGAGAUCGAGGCGCGCGCCGCCGCCGCCGCCGCCGCCGCCGCGCCGCCCGCGCCCGCGCAGCCGCUCAAGCGGCGAUACGACGAGCUGAAUGGACUCGACAACAUAACUCCAGGAGCAGCGUCGAAGAACAGCGGCGCGCCGCCGGCCAAGCGGCCCAACAAGCACCCGGCGCCCAUGCAGCGGCCGUCGCGCGAGCAGUACGCCGCCAUGUGUGCGCGCGCGCAGGCCACCGGACAGCCGCUGCCGCCGCACGUGUUCGCUCACGUGAACGGCAAGCCCACGGGGCUGGGCCGCGGCGGGCGGCGCCACGUCAUCUCGUGGAUGGACGCGCCCGACGACCUCUACUUCCGCGCCAACGACACCGCCAAGGCCGUCCGCCGGACCCUGAGCAGCGGGGAGCUGCGGCGCGGCGCGCGCGCCCCCUGGCGGGCCAUGCGCGGCGGCGCGCUGCCCGGCGCCCCCCCCGCCGCCGCCGCGCCGCUGCAGCUCGUCAUCCUCGACUGACAGCGCCCGCCGCCCCCGCCCCCGCGCGCCUACACCAUGGAGGCGCUGCUCGGCUGAGACACUGUACAUAAUAAAACAAACCCUAGUGUUACGUCUAUCGACUAAGAUCGUAUGUGCUCGUUAAUUUAAUUAAGUAGGAGAGUGACGCGCCGCGUACGGAACGGUUCACGGUAAAGUUAAAAUGAAGAUUGUAUUUUUGGUAAUCGAAUCGCCGAGGAUGGAUUCUGUAGAUAAUAUUUUAAACUAUAUUGUUCUUAUGUGGUUUGAUCUGGCGUCGAGCAAAAUAAUGUAUUUGAUACAUAAAAUGAUAUGUAAGUCUAUUUCAUUCGGAGAUUCAUUGUAGGAUAAUUUACAAUUUUUUUCAUAAAUAAAGCACAAAUUGAAAUA
Molecule: messenger RNA, 3233 nt
Organism: Plutella xylostella (diamondback moth)
Lineage: Eukaryota; Metazoa; Arthropoda; Insecta; Lepidoptera; Plutellidae
Source: RefSeq, a predicted model, not a curated record